This is a messenger RNA of Hypomesus transpacificus, 5475 nucleotides long. It is a transcript of the gene col27a1b, whose product is annotated as collagen, type XXVII, alpha 1b. The transcript has 60 exons. The coding region runs from base 405 to 5447 and encodes 1680 amino acids. Lineage: Eukaryota; Metazoa; Chordata; Actinopteri; Osmeriformes; Osmeridae. Gene Ontology annotation, molecular function: extracellular matrix structural constituent. The record is from RefSeq and is a predicted model, not a curated record.
UUCGAUGUCAGCUGAGGGCGAUAGAGGGAGGUGUGUUAAGUCCAGAGAAUUCCCUCACUCCACAAUAACUUGCACAUUGGAAACGUCAGCUAACAAGGCGGUCGUCAUCCAUUCUAAUGUUCUCAUGGAAAGGUAAAGAAGUUGGAUCUUUCCUUCUGAAAUGCAACAUCCUCCGGUUCCCUGAGAAAAACACGCUGAUGGACCGUGUUUUCUCUGUCAUCUUUACAAAGAAAAAUUACUUAACUUAAGACAAUGAAAAGAGAGGAAGGAUUUACUCUAGGUAGAUUGGUGUAAUUCGCUUCUUCGUCAAUGCUGUAAGUAUAACAUGGAAUGUAAAUAAUUCGCGGGUUUCUGCCAUCUCUGGACGGUUGUACAAACUCUCAAAAAAGAAUGAAGUAGCCGCUAUGGAUCUGGACAAUGCCCCGUACUCCAAACUCAGACCAGCUGGAGUCGGGGGGAGAGCCCUAGUUCUCUGGGUUCUGCUGUCCUGCUCCUGUUUCGUGGGGCUCGCUCACGCGCCUGCUGAAGAUGUGGAUGUUCUGGAGCAGUUGGGACUCACUGGGAGAAGAAGUCCUCCAUCGUCCGGGUCCCGCUCCGCCCCCCACGGAGUCAUCCCCUUCAAGUCUGGGGUCAUCCUCACCCAGCGGGCUCGGCUCCAGACCGCUGUGGGCUCCGUCUUCCCCUCCGGCAGCACCGACCUCUCCCUGAUCCUCAGCCUGCGGUCCCACCGCGUCGCCAGCGUCUUCCUCUUCACCAUCCUGUCCAGGAGGAGGAAGCUGCAGCUGGGCCUGCAGCUGGUCCCCGGCCAGGUGCUGGUGCACCUGGGGCAGGAGAACUCUGUGAGCUUCGACUACGACGUCCACGACGGCCGCUGGCACCACCUGGCCGUGGACAUCCGCGGCCGGCGGGUUUCGCUCUACGCCUCCUGCGGGAGGACGAGAGUCCACGCGGAUUUGCCUUCAAAGGAGGAGGAGACCCUGGACCCCGAGGGCUCCUUCCUCCUGGGGAAGAUGAACCAGAACUAUGCGCCGUUUGAAGGCGCCAUUUGUCAGUUUGAUAUUUAUCCGUCUGCCUUGGCGGCUCAUAACUAUUGUCGGUACCUUAAGAAACAGUGCAGGGAGGCGGAGACGUACCGGGCGAAUCUACCCCCGCUCCUUCCCCUUCUUUUCCAUGACCCUAACUUUACUGUCACCCCUGUAGCCCCUCGGCCAUUGACAGAUGCAUCCAGGAAGGCCCUUAGCCCUGGUUUCACCCUGACUGGGGAAAAGACCAGAACAAAUCUUUUUCCGACUCAGAGUUCGUCAUUACUCAACCUGUCCUCGUGGAGUAACGGUGGGAUGACCCCAAAACGUGGUUCCACGUCCCUCUCUCUUCCUGCGACGCCGGCUCCUUCAACAGGUAGCCCCUGGCUAGAGCACCCCCUCCAGGCUGAGGCCCAAACUGUUCCUGCCCCCCUCGGGACCGGUGGAGCACAAACAUCCCGACACGGCGGCCCUAAAACCGGCGACACAGGCUUCAGUUUACAAAGGCAGCCACCUCAGGGGAAAAGUAUGGCCUCGCCAGUUUCCACCAGGCCACCUGAGGCGCAGACGAAACCGUCCUCCACCGCAGCGCCCGGAGAGAUGGCGUCUUCGCACGCGUUCACCCACAAGAGGCAGACGGCAGUGCUUCCAAAGAAACCAAAGCCAAAAGUGCUGGGUGUGCAGCACAUCAACCCCACCUGGCCUUCCCUCGUCACUCCGGCUGCCACAGAUGGCUUCCAAACGUUUGGGUUGGAACCGACCCAGUUUUCCCUGCUGGCAGGACCCACGGGCCUGAAAGGGGAACCAGGACCAGUGGGACAGAUGGGACCUCCGGGGAAGCCCGGCCAGCCAGGAAGGAGAGGUCCUCGGGGUCCUCCUGGUCCCCAUGGCAACCCUGGUCGUCCCGGCCCGUCUGGACACAAGGGACACAAAGGAGACCCUGGCCUCUCACCCGGUGGAGCCCCCAGUGGAGGGAAAGGAGAACUUGGCCUGCUGGGAUCUCCGGGACUGUCCGGCCAAGUCGGUCGCAAGGGACUGAAAGGCCACCCUGGUCCGCCUGGCUACCCUGGAGAUCCAGGCGAUCGUGGAGCUGAUGGAAGCCCAGGGGCUAAAGGUUAUCCUGGCAGGCAGGGUUUACCCGGGCCUGUGGGUAACAUGGGGCCUAAAGGAUCCAGGGGCCACAUAGGAACCCCUGGUCUAUAUGGCCUACUUGGACCAGAUGGGGAGCGGGGACUUCCAGGCCUUCACGGAGAGAAGGGCAAGAUGGGUAGGCCGGGGUUUCCUGGAGACUUUGGUGAACGUGGACCACCGGGGCCCGAUGGGAACCCAGGAGAGCUGGGUGCGCCUGGUCCAAGUGGAGUACCUGGCCUCAUAGGAGACAUGGGGUCUAUGGGCAUCAUGGGCAUACCUGGGCCAGGUGGACUAAAGGGGGUGUCCGGUAACCCUGGAGAGGCAGGACUGAAAGGUGAUCAGGGUGAAGUCGGUGUGCCGGGCAAGCCAGGAGAGACGGGGUUCCAGGGUGACAAGGGUAUACAGGGUUCCCCAGGGUUGCCAGGCAGCAUGGGGAAACCGGGUCCGCGGGGGUCGUCCGGUGACCAGGGGCCUGAAGGACGACCGGGGCCCCCGGGCCCUGAGGGCUUCCCAGGUGACAUCGGCCCACCUGGUCACAACGGGCCAGAGGGGUUAAAGGGGAAGCCUGGAGCCAGAGGUUUAACAGGUCCAAGAGGAACACCAGGUCUAGAGGGGGACGGAGGAGCUCUAGGACCACCCGGAACCAUGGGACCAGAGGGCAGACCUGGGAGGCAAGGCUUCGCCGGGAGCACGGGCGAGGAAGGACUGAAGGGGGAGAGUGGGAUGACAGGAGAGGUCGGAAAGCUUGGAGAUAGGGGUCCUGUGGGGUACAUCGGGCCAGUGGGAGACUCAGGCCUGGCAGGAGAGAAGGGCGACCGCGGGGAGGUGGGCCUGCCGGGGCCUCCGGGGGAGAAGGGAGCCAUGGGCCACCCUGGAACCCCUGGAGGAAAUGGACCAACGGGACCACAAGGCCUCCCAGGGCUGGCCGGCUCGCGUGGAGUCGGUGGCGGCAUCGGAUCGAAAGGCAAGAGGGGGCCGACGGGCCCUGUCGGUUCUGCUGGGGAGGAUGGGUCCAGUGGGCGGCAGGGUUCUUACGGAGCGCCGGGGAAGUUGGGUUUUCAAGGGGAGAUGGGAAAGAUUGGGGAGACUGGGGAAGCUGGUCCCAAGGGAUUUCCAGGGACCCAGGGACCUUCAGGAUCUCCAGGGGCCAAAGGAGUUGGAGGAGAGCCAGGAGCGAUAGGGCCGUCAGGAACCAUGGGUCCGCUGGGGGAGAUGGGACUGAAGGGUCCGCCAGGAAAGGCGGGGGAGCUGGGAUUACCCGGAGAACCUGGGGAAAAGGGGGACCUCGGGCCGGCAGGGACCACCGGGGAGCAGGGCCUGAUUGGUCAGAGGGGGGAGCCAGGGCUGACCGGGGAGGCGGGACACGGCGGACCUGAGGGAACCAAGGGGGACAAAGGGGAGGCUGGCCCAGAGGGCGCCCAGGGAGAGAGGGGCCACCUCGGACCGAAAGGGAAGGAAGGACCCGUCGGACCUCCAGGCCUUGUGGGCGUCAGGGGCGUGGAGGGGAAGUCUGGAGAAGUGGGAGACAGGGGGAAACCAGGAGAGAAGGGUAGCAAAGGUCAUCAGGGUCACUUGGGAGAGACUGGGCCAAUCGGUGAACAAGGAGAGGCGGGAUUUGUCGGAUCAAAGGGAUCGAGAGGAACAAUUGGGCCAAUGGGAGUCCCUGGGAGGAUGGGCCUGCAAGGGGAAGCAGGCAUAACAGGAUAUGAGGGUCACCAGGGACCCCAGGGCCCACUGGGGCUUCAUGGAACUACAGGUGAAAAGGGUGACUGCGGAGAAGACAGUAAGGUCGAAGGUGCUCCUGGUCCUCAAGGUGACAGAGGUCCAGUAGGACAAAGGGGGAACCUGGGAGAGGCAGGAGAUCCAGGCUACCAGGGUCUCCCAGGUGCGGAAGGUUCGCGAGGCAAAGCAGGUGCAACUGGCGCCCCUGGAAACGCCGGCCCCAGGGGACUCCAAGGGCUCAAAGGUUCUAAAGGUGACCAAGGUAGGAGAGGCAGACGGGGGCCACAGGGGAAACCGGGAACCGGAGGACCCACAGGUCAGCAAGGUCCAACAGGUCAGAGGGGAGUGGUGGGCAGGGAGGGGCUCGAGGGGCAGACGGGGGCCGACGGACCAGCCGGGAGAAAUGGUGCCAACGGCCUGAAGGGGGAUCAGGGGGAGGACGGAGAGUGGGGCGCCGCUGGUAAAGCCGGGCCGACUGGGACGAGAGGCUCGUCUGGACGACCAGGGAGUCAGGGCUCGUUCGGACCCAAGGGAGAGAGGGGUCUCCCGGGCCACACUGGAGCUCCAGGAAGGAGAGGGUUCAUUGGCGGGAUGGGGUUGCCAGGUUUUCAGGGGUAUAAGGGGGUGAAAGGGCAGCUGGGUGACACAGGUGAACAGGGUCUCCAAGGGAUUCUGGGAAUGUUGGGACCCAAGGGGCCUCCAGGAGAUUCGGGGCCAGCUGGGAUACAAGGACCCAAAGGGCCUCGUGGCUUGACAGGCAAGAGAGGGGCGAUGGGGCCCCUGGGGAUUAUCGGCCCCAGUGGUAAUCCAGGGCCCCCGGGCGACAAGGGGAGCGGAGGGGACACGGGUUUACGAGGACCAACGGGACCUCCCGGUCCUCGCGGAGCCCCCGGAGCGCCCGGACUUCAGCCUUCUCCUCUGUCGUUCAGUUACCAGGACGUGGACGUCCCCAUGCUGAACCAGGGGAAUGAGAUAUUCAGGACCCUCCACUACCUCAGCGACCUGGUCCAGAGGCUGAGGAACCCGCUAGGAACUCAGGACAACCCUGCCCGUGUCUGCCGGGACCUGCAGGACUGUGAACACAAGAUGACUGAUGGCACAUACUGGAUUGACCCAAACCUGGGCAGCUCUGCAGACAACAUCGAGGUCACCUGCAACUUCAGCGGAGGAGGCCACACCUGUCUGAACCCCGUCACAGUGUCUAAGCUGGAGAUGGGAGUGGGCCGCAUCCAGAUGAACUUCCUCCACCUCCUGACGUCCGAGGCGUGGCAGCGGGUCACCGUCCGCUGCCUGGACACCCCCGUGUGGGCCACGGGCCCCUCCCUGCAGCCCUCCUCACGAGCCCUGGGCUUCCGCGCCUGGAACGGGGAGGUGAUCCAGGCAGGAGACCUCCUGGAGCCCCAAGUCACCAGGGACGACUGCUGGAUCAAAGAUGGCCACUGGCAUCGAACCGAUUUCAUGUUCCAGACCCAGGACCCGAACUUACUGCCCAUCGUGGACGUGUUCAACCUGCCCGCCUCAAAGCCAGGCUCCCACUACCACCUGGAGGUUGGGCCUGUGUGCUUUCUAUAGAGGUUCCCGGAGGCCUGAUAGAACUACA